Molecule: messenger RNA, 1725 nt
Organism: Fonsecaea multimorphosa CBS 102226
Lineage: Eukaryota; Fungi; Ascomycota; Eurotiomycetes; Chaetothyriales; Herpotrichiellaceae
Exons: 1
Coding region: 1-1725 (574 amino acids)
Source: RefSeq, a predicted model, not a curated record
AUGACCAAAUUGACAAAGUCACCUCCACCCGCCUACCCAGGCAAGGCGAUCCCCCAAGGCUCUCUUCAGACUGCGGUGCCCUACGAGAGUCUGCCACAAGGCACGCAGCAGCCCGUGCCCGUCACCACGGCCGUGUUACCCAGUUCCUACCACGAUCCUCUGCCCGACACGAACCCUUUCUCCCCAAACUUCAGGCCUGGGCCCGCGUCGACCGCUACGCCGCCGCCAACCACAGCGACUUUCUCCCCAGUCUCACCGAUCGCCGAGUCGGGUCCCAUUGAGCGCCCCGCAGAAGCACCUGUCCAAGCGCCCACGCCGCAGAGACCCAAUGGCGACCAACGUCAGUCGGUCGACCUGCGACGCCUCGACGGAAAGCCGUACCCUGGAUCCAACUCCGCUCCCGAGAAGCAGAAGCCCAAGGUCGUCAAGGUGGCCAAGGACAUGCACGAUGGCGCGCUCCCGCCGGUGUACAGGCGUCAAGCGUCCGAUCCCAUCAACCCCACAGUGGUGACGGACGCCUCGUCCGACGCGCACAAGUGUGGCAAAUGCGGCAAGAAACCUGGUCAGGGCGAUGGUCACGGGCACAGUUGCAACCAGUGUGGCAAACGCAAGUCCAACGUGACAGCGUCGACCCCUCCCGCCGCUGCCCCCGCGCCGAUGCCCACUGCGACCGCGCAUGCUCGGACCAUUUCCGAAGGGCAGGCGUCCCAUGGCUCGUCCAGACUGUCGGAGAGCACUGCUGGGCCCUCGAGUUCCCCAGGAUCGUCGACCGGGACGCGGUGCUGCACGAAAUGUGGAAGAUACAAACGGCCCAGCCCGGUGCCCAAUCCGUUUGACCAGCUCCGUCCCAAUGGAUCAGGGCCAGCGACCGCCCCCGUGCCCAUGGCGAACCACCCUGCCAUGCGACUCGGUCUUUCCAUCCAGCCCAAUGCGCCUGCGAACAACCCCGCGUAUCCCAAGAUUGACGUGAUCCCUCCGUCGGCCUCGACUUACCGAGCGGUCAACUCCCCGUUCACGACCUACGGAGACGACUCGCCGCUGGUGGGCAAAGCCACCAAGCAAGAAUUCAAGCUGUUCCGCAACUCUUCGCUCGCCCGAUCUCUCUCGCGCCGUCUCAGCAAGAAGGACAAGACGGUCCCGUCGGCGGCGGCCCCUCUUCCCAGUCAGCAACUAGCUCGCCAGAGCGGGGAACAAAGCGCCGGGAUCCUGAUCAACAUGAUCAGCUCCGCCAUGCAAGGACCUGGCAGCGAGCGCGACGCCCCCUACACCAAACUUUCGGCGGGCAGCGAACAGGCAGACCGUCCUGAGACUCCCUUCUCGUUUGUGGGCGGCAAGGACGAGCAAGACGCUUUCGAAAUGGUCGACCUCCGUGACCGAGCGUCGGUCUCGAGCCAGGAUAGCAUGAAAGAAGUGGUCAAACCUGAGAUCAGCGUGACGCCCUCAGACAGCGAGUUCCAGUCUGGCGUCCCCGACCAUAUCGACGUCAUUCCCCGAUCCAAGUCGGAGGAAGUCGAGAGGAACCAGCAUUUGUCGGUAAACGGUGCGGACAAAGGCCCGCCGGUCACGAUCACGCGGUUCAAGAGCUUGAGACAGGGCGUCUCGAGGAUGGGCAGUGUCAGCCGCUCGACCAGUUUGAAGAGGCUCGGCAGUUUGAAGACGGUGCACCAUGCCUGGUACGUGGAGGGGACUGACGGUAAUAAUGAGAACAUCGUUCCUGUCUUCUAG